This is a messenger RNA of Closterium sp. Yama58-4, 1068 nucleotides long. The record is from the annotation of a GenBank genome assembly. Lineage: Eukaryota; Viridiplantae; Streptophyta; Zygnematophyceae; Desmidiales; Closteriaceae.
AUGGCUCUGCGACCCUUGGCCGCUUUCGCGCGCGACUGGCUCAAGCGCGCGCCUGCAUUGGCCCUGCUGGCGGCCGCGCUGCUCGCUCUCGCCCUCCGCUUCGCCCUCUCCAACUCCUCGGGCUGCGAUCCGUGCGGCGGGGACAGCGAGGGAGAGGAAGACGUGCCGUCGGAACCGCUCGCGCACUUCACCGACGCGCGCACGGGCGCGCCAGGCGCCGCGUCAGACGCAGCAGCGCUCGUGGCGUCGUGGUUGGGCCCUGGCAGCGAGGGAGACGGCGCGCCUGCGCGCACGCGGUUCCACAUCAGCAACUACGGCUUCCCGGGUCCCGUGCCGUGGCGGUUCGUGCGACAGCGAGUGCGCGAGCAGUUCACGCUGGGGGGACGCGUCGCGGUGGUGUGCUGGUGGCACAGCAAGAGCAAGCCUGGCUCUGUGGCCAAGUCAUUCGUGUGGACCAACGACGACAUCGAUGCGCGUGCAGCGCAGGCGCGGGCCAGGGACCCGGCGCUGGGGUCGUACGGGCCCAACGUCACGGCGGCGUUCCUGGCGGCGUUUGAGCGCUACCCCGUGAGCGGCAAGUCCGUGCUGGUGAUCGGCAGCCGCAGCCCGUGGGUGGAAUCCAUCUGCCUGGGAUUCGAUGCACAGGCCAUCACAACGGUGGACUUCAACAAGCCCAUCGCGUCGCACCCCAAGAUGCGGCAGAUGCUGGUGGAUGAGCUGGAGGGUACGGACGAGGUGUUUGACGUGGCGGUGUCGUUCUCGUCGCUGGAGCACGACGGGCUGGGCCGCUAUGGCGACCCCAUCAACCCCUUCGGCGACCUGCAGCGCAUGCACAAGAUUAAGGGCUUAAUCAAGCCAGGGGGGUUGCUGUUUCUUGGAGUGCCAGUGGGCAACGACACUCUGGUGUACAACUCGCACCGUAUCUAUGGGCCCAUUCGCAUGCCUCUUCUCUUGGCUGGUUGGAAGCUGCUGGAUGUGUUUGGAGCUAGCAGCUUGGAGCAACUGUACCACGAGCACCGUGGAUCAAGUUUUACUCAACCACUUAUGGUGCUCACAGCUGACAAUUAA